Molecule: messenger RNA, 2976 nt
Organism: Hirsutella rhossiliensis
Lineage: Eukaryota; Fungi; Ascomycota; Sordariomycetes; Hypocreales; Ophiocordycipitaceae
Product: hsp70 protein
Exons: 2
Coding region: 1-2976 (991 amino acids)
Biological process (GO): cellular response to hypoxia; negative regulation of hypoxia-induced intrinsic apoptotic signaling pathway; endoplasmic reticulum unfolded protein response
Cellular component (GO): endoplasmic reticulum chaperone complex
Molecular function (GO): ATP binding; ATP-dependent protein folding chaperone
Source: RefSeq, a predicted model, not a curated record
AUGGCUGUCUCGCAAACGCCACCACCCUUGAUGCUGCUCCUCGGAGCCAUCUUCUUCCUCUCGUCCAGCGUCUGCGCCGCGGGGGCCGUCUUGGGCGUCGACUUGGGAACCGAAUUCAUAAAGGCCGCGCUAGUGAAGCCCGGCAUCCCCCUCGACAUCGUCCUGACCAAGGACUCGCGGCGCAAAGAGACGUCGGCCGUCGCCUUCAAGCCGCUACAGGCUGGACCCAAGGAGGGCAGCUUCCCGGAGAGAUUCUAUGGAGCGGAUGCCAUGGCGCUUGCGCCGAGGUUCCCCGGUGAGGUUUACCCCAACUUGAAGACUCUUCUGGGCCUCCCCAUCGACGACGCCGUCGCUCGCGAGUACGCUUCUCGGCACCCUGCCUUGCAGCUCAAGUCGCACGGAAGCCGCGGAACAGCUGCGUUCAAGAGCAGUACGUUUCCGCCUGGUGAGGAUGCCUGGAUGGUCGAGGAGCUGCUGGCCAUGGAGCUGCAGAGCAUCCAGAAGAACGCCGAAUCUGCGGCGGGCAACGGCGCCUCUGUUCGGUCCAUUGUCUUGACAGUACCUGCCUUCUACACAACCGAAGAGAAGCGGGCCAUACAAGCCGCUGCCGAGCUGGCUGGCCUCAAAGUUCUCGCUCUCAUCAGUGACGGCCUUGCCGUCGGCUUGAACUACGCCACGAGCAGGCAGUUCCCCAACAUCAACGAAGGCGCGAAGCCCGAGUAUCACUUGGGUCGCACGGUCAAGGACGUGGGCAAGUUCAACAAAACGUUCCAGGAAGUGCAGGUCCUUGGCAGUGGCUGGGACAGAAGCCUCGGCGGUGAUGAUCUCAACUAUCUCAUCAUGGAUGACAUGAUCUCUCAAUUCAUCGCGUCUCCGAGCGCAACGGCGACUUCCAUCACCGCCGCCGCCGUUAAAUCACACGGCCGGGCAAUGGCGAAGCUCGCCAAAGAGGCUGAGCGAGUUCGACAUGUCCUGAGCGCCAACCAGAAUACGCACGCCAGCUUUGAGGGCCUGUACGAGGAUGUCGACUUCAAGUACAAGCUUACACGCACUGACUUUGAGACGAUGGCCGCAGCGCACGCCGAGCGAAUCGGCAAGGUCAUCAAAGACGCCAUUGAGAUGUCCGCAAUCGAUUUCGACAGUCUGACGUCUAUCAUUCUCCACGGCGGCGCGACCCGAACCCCGUUCGUUCAAAAGGCGCUCGAGAAAGCAGUUGGCUCCCAGGACAAGAUUCGAUCCAACGUCAACGCCGACGAGGCUGCCGUGUUCGGAGCUGGCUUCCGUGCCGCCGAGCUCAGCCCAAGCUUCCGUGUCAAGGAAAUCAGAAUCUCAGAGGGCCCCAUGUAUGAGGCUGGCCUGAAAUGGACGGCCAGCCACGGGAAGCAGCUGCGUCAGCGGUUGUGGACCGCCAAUUCGCCCAUGGGAGGACCCGCCAAGGAGAUGACUUUUGCGGAGCAAAACGACUUUCCCAUUACCUUCUACCAGCAAGUCGGAUCAGAAGAUAGGGAGAUCAAGACGAUGGCUACGAAGAACUUGACUGCUACCGUGGCGGCCAUGAAGGAUCGAUAUCCGACAUGUGAAGAGACGGAUCUGGCGUUCAAGGUCGCGUUUGAGCUGAGCUCCGGAUACGGAGAAGUCCAGGUCGCCAAGGCGAACGUGGAGUGCAAAGCUGAGGUGCCCGAGAAGGAAGGUUUCGUCGACGGGGUCAAGAAUUUGUUUGGAUUUGGCAAGAAGGAACAGCAGCCCCUAAAGGAUGUGGACGAGAACAAGGAGCCCAAGGCGUCCGAAGGCUCGGAGGAAACUCUCAAGGAUGAAGCCAAGUCUACUGCCUCCUCCUCGUCAUCGUCGACAGACGCGGCCAAGUCCCCGGCGCCGUCGGAGGCGGAGAAGAAGACGGAAGAAGCCGAGGCCGAGGCCAAACCCGAGGCUAAGAAAAAGGAGACGGUUUCGAUACCCGUGCAAGUCGUUCUAGAGAACGCCGGGCUGCCCUCGCUGACCAAGGCCGAGUUGAUCAAGGUCAAGGACAGACUCAAGUCGUUUGCGGCUUCGGACAAGGCAAGGAUUGUAAGAGAGGAAGCCCUCAACCAGUUGGAGGGCUUCACAUACAAGGCACGAGACUUGGUCGAGGCAGAAUCGUUCAUCUCCCGGUCGACAGAGAAGGAACGCUCCAAGCUGUCUGAAAAGGCGAGCGAGAUCAGCGAGUGGCUAUACGAAGGCGGUGCCGAGGCCACCAAAGAGGAGCUCAAGGCAAAGCUCAAGGUUUUGCAGGAUCUUGUCGCGCCUGUGCAGACAAGGAUCGACGAGGCCGAAAAGCGACCGGAGCUGGUGUCGUCGCUCAAGACGUUGCUGAACCAGACGUCGCACUUCAUCGGCAGUCUGCGCGACCAGAUAUCCGAAUUCGAAAAAUGGCAGGCCUCGGCGUCGGUGGCCAGCUCCGCCGGCUCAUCUACCACGUCGAGCGCCCCCUCGGAGUCGCCAAGCAGCGAGUUUGAUGGCCUGGAAGACCAGGACAGCACCUCGCAGACCAAGAGCAAGGCAGACAAGGCACAGGAGACGCCAGAGCCCGUGCAGCCUCUCUACAAGAAGGAAGAGGUUGACGGGAUCGAGGCGCUCUACAAGUCUACGUCGAAGUGGCUGAGUGAGCUCGAGGCACGCCAAGAGGCCCUCCCGUUGACGGCGGAGCCAGUCCUCCUUUCCAAGGACCUCGCCGAGAAGCGACAGAAGCUCGACAAGGCCGGCAUGGAGCUCGCGGUCAAGGGCAUGAAGAGCUUCGAGAGCAAGGCCAAGAAGGCAAGCAAGAGCGCGAGCAAGAAGAAGUCCAAGACGAAGAGCGCCGCCGACGCAAACAAGACGGUCAAGGUCGGGGACGGCAAAGUGUCGGACGAGGAGCUGGAGCGGGUGAUGGAGGAGAUCAAGAAGAUGGAGGCGGCCAAGGAGAAGAAGGGUGGCGACAAGAAAGUGCAUGACGAGCUAUAG